UUAAUGUCAAUUAUAUUUUAAUAAGAGCGUGGACAUAUCCAAGGUCUUGAAAACAUUCUAAGAAAUAUUACAGAAGUGCUGGACAACAACAUUUAAACUUUUGAUAAAAAGUUAGUAUUUAUGUCGAAAUAGGAGUCGUGUUGUCUCAAAACUAUGCCGAAUGUAUUUGUUCUGUUUAUUUGUACAUAAAAAAACUACCAAGAACAUAACAUUCUUAAAUGUAUAUUUAUUAUUAUUUCAAAUUUAUUGUUAUUUUUAAGUCAAAUUUAUGACACAUAAUUCCAUUAAGCUAUAUGCAUACUAGUAUUGCUUCAUCAGUUUGGACAUUAUGUAUGCCUGUAGAAGGAUGUGAAGAUACUUUUCCGUCACCAAUGACAUCACCAUGGGGAGCACUCCUUCGAGACAGAACGCUUCAUUGGAAUUAAAUACCUCCAGAGGACUUAGUCGCAUAGCAUUUAAAGAAUCUCGAUAUUCGAAAGAACAGAACGACCCUGAAGCACAUACGGAAUGGAAGAAUAACACAGUGAUUUCAACGGAAUGUCUCUCCGUAGACGGCCCCGACAAAGCUGUCCACAUCACCGUUGAUCGCGGUUCGGUGGUCCGUAUUGGACUCACAACCGCGGAUCCGACGAGAGACGAAAACUUUCUGCAGAUGAAGAUCUUCGAAACAGAGGAGGGCACCGGCAACUUACCUGAGACUUACCACUUGUACACAAAUCAAGACUUUCACUUGCUGUAUUUUCAAAAAAGCGAUGAUAAUGUGAUUGAAUACGAAUGCGUCUCGGAAACUGUGAACACAUGGUUGUACGUCAUCACCGUAUACGGAUUGCCGAACGCAUCUGUGUAUCAAGGUUUGCUCGAAGCAGGAGUUGAAAGCAUAAACAUGCAAAGACUUAAGAGCACUGAACAAGCACUGCUGCUAGAUACUUGUGAAGCCAGACAUCCAAUAAGGAUUGGCACUAAAUACCACAUCCGCUGGAAAAUGGGGUUAGAACACGAAAGGUUUGCUGGAAAGAUUCCUGAAUACGGUGUAAUGAGACUCUGCGUUGUGCAUUCAUCCGGAGCGACAAUAUGGGACAGGACAAGUGCCGUCUUCGACAGAUGCUUCAACGGUGUUAUAGCAAUAAAGUUCGAUUUGGCAGGCUCUGUGAAACACAACCUUCUUGUAAGGUCCAAUUGUUCAAAGCUUACAGAGGCCGUAAGUUAUCCGAAAGACGGCACUAUGCAUUUACAUGUAGCAUUCAGCAGCGGCCAGAUCGAAAUAUACCCAAUGGCAGGAGGGGCAUAUAUCAAACAAAGCCAUGGUUCACUGAUAUACAUGGAACUGAGAGUGGUACCACAAGAUGAAGUUUUCCUUAAACACAGCAUUUCAGCGCAAACAGAAGCCGACAUUAUAGAAAUUGUGUUUGGCCCACAUCCAUUGAAAUGUGUCGUGGAAUUUCGAUCUUUCAUAAGCACUUUUUAUUUAGAGGCUUUGAAAGUUUCCCUUUGCGCGAGAGCCAAGCGUAUACGUGAAACCAAUCAAGUUCAGGUGUUUACUACAAGUGUACUGACAAGUGAUGACUUAAACGACUACUUCACCCGAGAGCAGGUUGGAGGUGGCAGAUGCAGGAUUGAACCGCCGCUUAAGAAUGAGGAAGACAACUCAGUGAUUUGGGUUGUUAGUUUUACGGAUUUUAAUGUUGCCAGAGGAAUAUGGCUUCGCAGAACCCAUUUGAUCAACACAACAGAAGCGCGUGUGUUGCCAUAUUAUAAAAAGUUAGGUAUUGCGGCAAAAUCUCCCGAGGGCUGUUACGGACGAUUACCGGUCGUAAAGGACGAAUAUGUCACAGUUGUCAUCGAUGACUUGGAUAAAUUCAAAUUUGUAAGUAGUAACGACCAACGAAAACAUCUCGAAGAACACUUAAACAAAGAAUACAGAGUCACACUCUCAUGGCCAGAAGAAAUUGAGUUUCCAAGUGAGAAGAAAAAGUGCUCGAUGCUGUAG
Messenger RNA from Dreissena polymorpha, 1987 nucleotides. RefSeq lists its product as uncharacterized. Bases 383 to 1987 code for a protein of 534 amino acids. NCBI's taxonomy places the organism in Eukaryota, Metazoa, Mollusca, Bivalvia, Myida, Dreissenidae. The transcript is spliced from 12 exons. The record is from RefSeq and is a predicted model, not a curated record.